AUGAACGUCGAUAACAAAGACCCUCCUACUGCGCUUCGAGAUGUAAAGCAUAUCCUUUUGAUUUUGUCAGGCAAAGGCGGUGUGGGGAAGAGCUCAGUGACUACGCAAGUCGCAUUAGCGUUAGCGGGCUCGGGCUAUAAGGUGGGUGUGCUAGAUAUAGACCUCACAGGGCCGUCAAUACCAAGAAUGUUCGGGCUGGAGCGACAAUCAGUCUAUCAGUCGCGCGAGGGCUGGAUUCCUGUUUCCAAAUAUGAAGAGGGCUCUGGUGCGCUCAAGGUAAUGUCACUGGGGUUCCUCCUGAAUGACAGAGGCAGCAGCGUCGUAUGGAGAGGUCCGAAGAAAACAGCAAUGAUAAAGCAAUUCAUAAAGGACGUAGUGUGGGGCGAACUGGACUACCUCCUCAUCGACACACCACCUGGCACGUCUGAUGAGCACAUCUCGAUAGCAGAAGAGCUUCGGUGGGCAAAUCCGGAUGGGAGCAUCAUUGUAACGACGCCACAGAACGUUGCUACUGCAGACGUGAAGAAAGAAAUCAAUUUUUGCCGAAAAGUGAAUCUCGACAUCCUAGGCAUUGUUGAAAACAUGUCGGGUUUUGUAUGUCCAUUUUGCGCUGAAUGCACCAACAUUUUCUCCAAAGGCGGAGGUCAAAAGCUGAGCGAAGAGCUGGGCAUCGAUUUCUUAGGAAAUGUUCCUAUUGACCCAACGUUUGUCGAGCUUAUAGAAAAGCAGAAAACAGAAGGGUCCAACUUAGUGGAUCUCUAUCAAAGCCAAGCCCUGUUUCCAGUGUUCCAAAACAUCAUUGCCUCUAUUCAAAGUAAAAAUAUUCCUUCCAGAGUACGUAAAUAA
Lachancea meyersii CBS 8951 is the source of this 846-nucleotide messenger RNA. The record is from the annotation of a GenBank genome assembly. NCBI's taxonomy places the organism in Eukaryota, Fungi, Ascomycota, Saccharomycetes, Saccharomycetales, Saccharomycetaceae.